Molecule: messenger RNA, 1579 nt
Organism: Hordeum vulgare subsp. vulgare (domesticated barley)
Lineage: Eukaryota; Viridiplantae; Streptophyta; Magnoliopsida; Poales; Poaceae
Product: probable low-specificity L-threonine aldolase 1
Exons: 10
Coding region: 283-1401 (372 amino acids)
Biological process (GO): L-threonine catabolic process; glycine biosynthetic process
Cellular component (GO): cytosol
Molecular function (GO): L-allo-threonine aldolase activity
Source: RefSeq, a predicted model, not a curated record
GGUUGCGUCGUCUCGUCCAGCUCCUCUUCCUCGGGUCAGGCGGCAGCACGCCAGCACCUAAUCUUCGUCGUCUAUAAAGCGCCACUCCGCGCCGCAGUGGCAACGGCGCCACCGAAGCCAGACCACGCUACUCUCCACUCCACUCAACUCUUCCCUCACGCAGACCCGCGCAUCCAUCGGCCUCGCCUCGGGCUCCAUCUGAUCCACGGAUUCUGUUCCCGAGUCGUACGUGAUCCCGCCGAAGCGUGAGCUCGAGCAACAGCCACGCAGGCAGGAACCAGGAUGGUGACCAAGGUGGUGGACCUCCGCUCCGACACGGUCACCAAGCCAUCGGAAGCCAUGCGUGCCGCCAUGGCCGCCGCGGAGGUGGACGACGACGUGCUGGGCGCGGACCCGACCGCGCAGCGCUUCGAGGCGGAGAUGGCCAGGAUCAUGGGCAAGGAGGCGGCCCUGUUCGUGCCCUCGGGCACCAUGGGCAACCUUGUCUCCGUCCUCGCGCACUGCGACACCAGGGGCAGCGAGGUCAUCCUCGGGGACAACUCCCACAUCCACAUCUACGAGAACGGCGGCAUCUCCACCCUCGGCGGCGUCCACCCCAAGACCGUGCCCAACAACCCCGACGGCACCAUGGACGUCCACAAGAUCGUCGCUGCCAUCAGGCACCGGGACGGGGCCAUGUAUUAUCCCACCACCAGGCUCAUCUGCCUCGAGAACACGCAUGGAAAUUCUGGUGGGAAAUGUAUAUCUGUAGAGUACACCGACAAGGUUGGUGAAGUUGCUAAAACCCAUGGCUUGAAGCUUCAUAUCGACGGAGCUCGGAUUUUUAACGCCUCCGUGGCACUUGGAGUUCCUGUUCAUAGACUUGUGAGAGCUGCUGAUUCAGUUUCGGUGUGCCUAUCCAAAGGUUUAGGUGCUCCUGUUGGAUCAGUAAUUGUUGGUUCCAAGGCCUUCAUAUACAAGGCCAAAAUUCUUAGGAAGACAUUAGGUGGUGGAAUGAGGCAGGUAGGAAUUCUCUGUGCUGCUGCCUAUGUUGCGGUUCGCGACACCGUAGGCAAGCUCGCCGAUGACCAUAGGAAGGCCAAAGUUUUAGCAGAUGGACUGAAGAAAAUUAAACAGUUUACAGUUGAUUUAGCUUCAGUGGAGACCAAUAUGGUAUUCUUUGAUAUCGCGGAUCCAUGCAUAACACCUGACAAACUGUGUCAAGUCCUGGAACAGCGCAAUGUGCUUGCAAUGCCAGCAAGCUCCAAGAGCGUCAGACUUGUCACUCACUACCAAAUUUCAGACAGUGACGUCCAGUAUACUUUGACAUGUAUCGAGAAAGCCGUGGAGGAAAUCCUGUCAGGCAAUGCUAAAUUCGAGCACCUGACAAACGGCACCACCACCAACUCGUAUGGGCACUAGGCCACGGCACCUCCUUUAGAGCCCACCUAUGGCUAUGGGCUAUGGACGGACUGCGGCAUCCGAGCAGCUUGUUUGUGGCCGUGGGCUUUGUAGUACCAGUAACAACUUUGCAGAAUAAUGUGUGGCGUUUGGGCCGCCGGAAGGCCCCUGAAUGUAAUGCAAUGUCGGGUUUUGAUUA